AUGGUUAUCAAUCGUUUCAAAGUCGCCGUCGCGGCUGCUUUGGCUGCUGGCUCGACUACCUUCGCUACUAAAGAAGAGGUCGGUUGCCAGUCUACUAAGGACGUCGAUGUUUACGACUACGUCAUUGUCGGGUCUGGUCCAGGAGGUGGUUCUCUUGCUGCAAACCUAGCUCAAGAGGGACACUCGGUUUUUCUCAUCGAGGCUGGAGGUGACAACCAUACCAGUCUCAACGAAGAAUUUCCCUUACUGGCCAGAACUGCUGCCGAGACGCCUGGCCACUCGUGGCAGUUCUUCGUUCAACACUACGAAGAUUUCGAAGCAGCCCGUCGCGAUCCCAAGUACACCUACAUCCAGACCAAUGGAUCCUACUAUGUUGGUCUUGACCCACCCGAGGGAGCCAAACCUGCUGGUCUGUAUUAUCCUCGCGGCUCGACACUGGGUGGCAGUGCACAGGUCAAUGCUAUGAACUUUGCCUGGUCUCCUGACAACGAGUGGGAUUACAUUGCGAAUAUCACAGGCGACAAAUCUUGGGGUCAUGAACAUAUGCGACGUCAUUUGAUGAACCUCGAGAACUGUACCUAUGUUCCCGAGGGCAGCCCUGGCCAUGGCUUCGAUGGAUAUCUGGUGAACGACCUAAGCAACGCGACCGUCAGGCUCGGUAACCCUAACGUCGCCAACCUCUACCAGCAGAUGUUCCGCGAAGUAGAAGGCAUCGACGUCGAAGAUAUCACUGAAAUGACCGACCUCUUCACUCGUGACCUCAACGGCCCUGACCCCGACCGCUACAAGAAUGGUCAAUUGUUCAGCACCCCCAGCGCGAUCGAUCCCAGCACCGCAGCUAGAAGCGGCGGUGGCAUCUACAUCAACAAGGUCAUCGACGCCGGCCAUCCUCUGACUGUCAGCUUCCACUCCCUCGCCACAAAAGUCCUCCUCAAGCAGGGAAAGAACAAGAAGCCCAAGGCAUUUGGCGUUGAGUACAUGGUCGGAGAAGGCCUGUACUCUGCUGAUGGGCGCUACGAUCCCGAGCAGAAGGGUGAGGUGAAGAAGGUUUUUGCUAAGCAUGAAGUUAUUGUGUCGGGCGGUACAUUCAAUACCCCUCAGAUUCUCAUGCUUAGUGGUAUUGGGCCGAAGGAGGAGCUGAAGGCCUGGGAUAUCCCCGUCGUCGUCGAUCUCCCUGCUGUUGGCUCCAACCUGCACGACAACUACGAAGUUCCCCUGCAAAUACGCGCCGAGCAGAACUGGUACGAGACCCCUGAGUCGCCGUGCACCGGUGCUUUCAACGACUCAGACCCCUGCUUCGUCCAGUGGCGCGACAACGCUGCCGGUCCCUACGCCGCUCGCGACAGCACCUACGGCGCCAUCUGGCGAACGAGCCAAAGCUGGGAUGAAGACGCAGACCUCAUGUUCCUCAGCGGGCCCGGCCUCUCAGGCCUAGUCGGUUUCUACCCUGGCUACUCCAGAGGCGAACUCUCUGGCGAAGACCCGAUGUACUGGAUGCACGCUGUGGUAAAGAUGCAAACAUCCAACAGCGCCGGCACAGUCCGUCUCAACUCUUCCGAUCCACGAAUCCGCCCCAACAUUAACUUCAACUACUUCUCCGAAUCCGGCCCGCGCGAUCUAGACGCUAUCGUCGAAGGUAUCGAGAUGCUUCGCCGCGCAUUUGACGCCACUGGUAUUCCGUACACACAGCUUAGUCCCGAUCCCGAGAACAUGAGGCAGGGUAUUCAGGAUACGGCGUUCAGCCACCAUGCUUCUUCGACAUGCGCUAUGGGCAAAGACAAGGAGAACUCUUGUGUGGACUCGAGGUUCAAAGUUUGGGGCGUUGAGAAUUUGAGAGUUGUUGAUGCUUCAGUGUUUCCCAGAAGCCCUGGUGGUAUGCCUAAUGGACCUACCUGGACUAUCUCCAGGAAGGCUUUUGAGACGCUUUUGGAGGAUAACCAUAAGCCUAAGAAUGGGACUGGUAAGUGGUAG
This is a messenger RNA of Fusarium coffeatum, 1971 nucleotides long. RefSeq lists its product as uncharacterized. The transcript has 5 exons. NCBI's taxonomy places the organism in Eukaryota, Fungi, Ascomycota, Sordariomycetes, Hypocreales, Nectriaceae. Bases 1 to 1971 code for a protein of 656 amino acids. Gene Ontology annotation, molecular function: oxidoreductase activity, acting on CH-OH group of donors; flavin adenine dinucleotide binding. The record is from RefSeq and is a predicted model, not a curated record.